AGAAGAAGCACCAGUAGAAGAAGAAGCAGAAGCGGAAGCAACAACAUCAGUAACUACAUCUCCAGUUUAUAAGGUCAAUGAUCUUUCGCCCGCCAGCAUACCAGCUGAUGAGGAAUCCUCCUCGCCGGGCAGCGAUAAUCAAAUGCCAAAAAUUGAGCGUCGAACACCAGUGGAGACCAUUAAGAUUGAGUCCGAUUCGGAGGUGGAGGAGGAAAGGAAACAAAAUGAUGACGAUGAUGAUGAUCAUUGCAAAAUGGAUGCAGCAACUGAACCAAGUGAUAAUUUGGUUGAUAUUAAAGCAACAACGCAACCAGUGAAAAUAAAUGGUGCACAUGCCGCAUUGGAAGAAUUGGACAGUGAGGAGCAGCAGGAGCCGGAGCAGCAAGAUGCGGAGGCAUUGCAAUUGUCUGUGAUAGCAAAGGAGGAGGAGCAACAGCAGCAGCGGACAACAAACUCAAGUCGAAGAAGUAGCCGCAGUAGCAGCAGCAGCAGCACAGUUAGCUCCACAUCACAGCAGCUGGUCAUUGAUCAUCCAGAUAGCGAGCAGAACAACAAGCAGCAGCUGGAGCAGCAGCUGGUGGAGGAAUGGCAAUUGUUGCUUGCAUCAAAGCGCAGGCGCAGCGGCAGCAACGGCAGCGAGGGUAACAACAGCGAUAGCAACAGCAACAACAAUAAAAAGCAGUGCCCGGAGCAGGAGCAACAUGAUCAACAAUCAUCGCUGCUGUUACAGCGACUACAAGCGCCAGUGCCAAAUAGCAGCGACGUUGCACAGACUCUAAGUUGCUACAAGUGCAAUGCGCAAAGCUUUGAUAAUUUCCAGCAGCUAAAUGCGCAUCACGAAGUGUGUAAAGUAACAGCAACAGAGGCAACAACACCAGCAACAGCAGCUACAAUAGAUGCGAUAGCAGCAGCAGCAACCAUAGCAACAGCUGCUGCAACAACAGAUGCUCCAACUCCAACUCCAGCUGUACAAAAGGAACGUUUCUUUCGUUGCGUACGCUGCGACACUGUCUAUCAAUGUUGGCAGUUUUUUCUGCACAUGCGCGACGUGCAUCAGCGCUAUAUCUGCUUCUAUUGUUCGCAUGUAUUUGCUAGCGUGGAGAAGCUAUCGCUGCAUCUGGAGAACAAGCAUGAUAUGGACCAGCGCCACUUUGCCAAAGUGGAGGAGUGGAAAAUGCUGCAGGCGCUGGAGGAUCGAGCCCGUUAUUUAGUCUGCUGCACUUGUCAGACGAGUUUCGAGCUUGGCGCCCAGUUCGAGGAGCACGAUUGUGCCGAACUAAUGCAGCCGUGCACGCUGUGCGGCCUCAAGGGCAGCCAUGCCAAUGGUUGCAGAAAUGGCAGCAAUAGCAACAAUGUUGCCAACAGCAACAACAGUUCCAAUCGCAAAAAGACAACAGCAGCGAAACGAAAGCGAAGACCUGCCAAGAGCAAGCAGCUGCUGGAGAAGCUGCAGCAACAACAGCAACAGUUGCCGGACUCGGGCAACUCUGCCGUGCCAAUGGAGCAGGACCUAACUCAACAGCAGCAACAGCAACCAGCGAUGUUGUCGGAGAAUAACAUUCCAGCACCAAUUGAAGAUGCGCCACGAGAGGAAGAGGUGCCCCCACGACUGGUCGUGCCCAAGAUAAUGUUGCGUGUGCCCAAAGAGUUUCAAAAAUCAGUGGAUGCAGCGCUCAGUAGCACGGACACCGAGGACGAUGAAAACGAUGAGUUGCCAACGACAACAGCAACAGUUGCAGCAGCAGGAGGAGGAGAAGACACUGCAACACUGCUCACAGUGGAUGCAGUGCAGCUGCAGCAGCAGCAAGAACGCUUCUCAUCGCAAUCGGAUGAUACGGAAACGGCUACCGAAACGGCAUCAACGUUUUUGGAGGCAACGCACAUGCCCGCCCAUAUUUCACCGGAAGAUGUGGACGAUGAAGAUUCGCCGGCGUCAAAGUUGCCGCAGGUGUUGGCCGAAUUUGAGCGCACUAAACUGGACAUUGAGCGCACCAUGGCCAUAAUGGUGGCCAAAAGGCAGCUGCAGCAACAACAGCAGCUGCAGCAACAACAGCAGCUGCAGCAACAACAGCAGCAACUGGAGCAACAACAACAGGCAGCGGAGCAGCAGCGUUUACCCGAUGCUGAAGUCAAGCAGCAGCGACGUCGCUGGUCAUUGACGCCGCCCGCAUCUCCACACAACAAUCACCACCACAUCACCGACGACGAAGAUGAGACGCAUGUGCCAAGGGAACGGGAACAGAAACAGGAGGAUGAGUCAAUUGCAUCCCCAACUGCAGCACUGCAGCGACGCGAUACGCUGGGCAGCGAGUGCAUGGAUUUGGAUGAUAGUCUAAAUGAGCAGCAGCAGCAGGAGCAACAGCAGCAGCAGACACCCGAUGAGGAGCAGGAGGAGGAGGUGGAGGAUAAGGAGCAACAGGAGCAACAGCAACCCCCUCAAAUGGAAACACCUGCAACACCACCCGCCGAUGGCAUUGAGGUGGCCGGCGAGGAUACUUUAACGCUCGAUCUGCAACUCGAUCGACCGUUGGACAAAUUCGAAAUGGUUGACUUUGUACGACUCUGCCUGAAAGCUGUUUAUCCUUACUGCUUGUAUUGCAAUCAUGCGCGACGCAUCGCUGUCAAUGCCCGCCAACUGGUGCUGCAUCUGAUUGCCAUGCAUCGUUUCACGGCGACCGUGGAUAGCAUCACCGCCGAGGAGUUGCAUGCAGAGACCAUUGUGAUGCGUCUGAAGAGUUAUUUGCCAGCCUUCGAGGAUGGCGGCCACUACAUGAAUGCGGUCAGCUGUUGCAGUGUGGACGGCGGGCGGUUUACUCAGCCCUUCAAUGAGCGGUUGUACGAGUGUUUUUCAUGUCGUUAUGUGACCGCCACCCACAAAGAGCUCUACACCCACAAUCGGCGACUGCACAUCAAAGCGAAUAUUACGUGUGCGAUGUGCGGCUUGAAUUUCUAUAGCUUCAGCGAUCUGCUGUGUCACAUUUGCCCAGGUGUCGCCACCUUAAAUCCGUUCGAGUUGCAAUUCCGUUGCUGCUUGUGCGAUAGGGCACCGUUGCCGAGCGCCUUCCGUCUGAUGGUCCACCUGCGGAAACAGCAUCAGGCGUGUGAUAUCUGCCUGGAGGAUUGCCACACACAGGCCAAGCUGUCGGCGCAUGUGUGGAAGCAUAAGUUGUUGCAUCUGUGCUAUCGUUGCGGCAUCUCGUAUCGCAACAAACAGGACAUCUCCAAGCAUCUGUUCUGGAAGCAUGGCACUGAGAGUGCCAGCUGCAAGCGUUGCAUGCAGAAACGCUGGCGUCACGUCUAUCAUUUCUGUGUGCCACCGGCGCAAUUCGUUUGCGAGCAUUGCCAGUUCACGUUCAGCAAGGCCAUCUAUCUGGAGGUGCAUAAGCGUCAGCAUCUGGGUGAUUUUCGUUAUGCUUGCAAUGAGGAGCAGUGCGACGAGAAGUUUGUCUCGCGCAAGCUGCUUCUCAAGCAUGCCGCUCAGCAUGUCAUCGAAGAGGCAGCAACGACUUCAGUUAGGGAAUUCGACGAGCAACAGCCAACGCUAAAGCAUGAGGAGGAGCAGCAGCUGCAGCAACAGCAGGAGACGCACAACUCGCGACGCACAUCUUCCGAGCUGCAGCCGGAUGAGCAAUUGGCGCAGCUUAAAACCGAGCUAUCCUCACCCAAGCCGGAGGCAGUGGAGCAGCAUCAAGUGGAUGCCGCUAAAGAUAAAACACAGCCACAGCCGGCAGAGCAAAUGGAACAGCAGCAGCAGCAGCCGACGGCUCGCAAGCGACGCAAGAAGAACAAGCGCAACAAGGCAUCGCUGGAGGAUCUAAAUCUCAUUGCGCCUAAUCUCUCCGAAUCAGAUAGCAGCGAUGACAGCGAUUCGGAUGCGCCACGAAGCACGGGCACACAGCAGGACAACCAGCAGGCAACGACACUGCCCAUGCGCGCCUCUGUCGAUGAUCUGGAUAUGCCGCGGGUAAUGCUCUCCCCAGCCUCGGAGAGUGACAGCGAAGAGCUGGCAAAGGAGCAGCCAAAGCAGGAGUCGCUAGAUGCAGAGCUGCCCAAAAUGGAGCUGGAGCAACUGCAGCCACCGACGAAAACAGAAAACGAGGAGGAGCACAAGCCCAAGCUAGAACAGGAGAACAAGGAGCACGACGACGAGGAGGAAACGGAGAAGGAGAUGGCAAAUGUGGAGCCACAAGAAGUGCCCGACAUAUGGAAGAAUCUGCUGCAACAUCAGCCGGCUAUUGCAAAAAUGGAAGUCGAAACGCCCAUUGAAAUUGAGCCUAAUGAGGAGCAGUUGCGUCCGGUCAAGUUGCAUGUGAUCAUCUCCGAUCAUGAUUAUUGUAAAAUGCAACGUACGCCGCCGCCAACGCCACCGCCCUCGCCCCGCAAGCUAUCGUCACAUGGGAAAGCAGCGAAGGCGAACAAGCGAGGCACUGCCGCUUCCAGCGACAGCGAUAGCUCCAGCAGCUCCAGUUCCAAUUCGGAUUCCGAUAGCUCCAGUUGUUCGUGUGGCUCGAAUUGCAGUUGCAGUUCCAGCGGCAGCAGCUCCAGCGACGAUGACUCGGACAAUGAAUCACCCGCCCAGAAGAAGGGCAACGAUCGCAUCUCCGAGUCCAACAGCAACAACAAUAGCAACAACAACAACAGCGAGGAAUAUGUAAAUGUGACGGCUGUCAGUGAGACAGUAGAGCCACGCCCAGUAACGCCCACGCCCCAAGCGCCAUUGUACAAUGAAUCUGAUUUCGAUACGGCUGUCUCCGAUACGGAUGAGGAAUUUUACGAUGCCGAUCCCCAGAAAAAGGCCAUGGAAUUGGCCGAGAAGCGUCUGGCGGCGGAGCAUUCAAGCCACCAACAGUAUCCGGGUGCCGGCAACAAUUAUCUGAUUGUGGAGAAUAGUCGGCCGUCGACGCCAUCGCUGCCGGAGGAGGCGGCCGCCUUUGCGGAUAAGGAUCGGCGUGAACGUGUCAGCAAGAACAAGAAGAAGAAACGUGAACGUAAAUCCACCUGCAGAUCCACGUCGACGAGCCAGGCCAAGUUGAUGACCCAACUGUUGCUGCCCCAAAUGGAAAUGGCUGCUGCAUCAACGCCGCAACUGCUGCAGCAACAACAACAGCUGCAGCAGCAGCAACAACAGCUGCAGCAACAACAACAGCUGCAACAGCAACAGCAGCAGCAACUGCAUCAUCAACUGCUGGUCGAAUCCUCGGCCAUGACACCGAUCACACAUCGACCCAGCUGGCAGCCGCGGAUGAGCGAGGGCAGCAGCUGUUCCGAUGCCGAUGGUCAACUGAAGCGCUCCAAGCGCACACGACGCCCCAACAAAUUCUAUGGCUAUACCAGCGAGGAUGAAAAUAUGAGUGCGGUGCUGGCGCCACCGUUGCAGGUUGGCAUGCAGUUAAUCAAGCCACAGCCGCCGCCACAACUCACCUGGGCCAAGGAGGAUCUGCCGACGCCGCCAAAGCAGCAGCGCAAUCGCAGCAGCAAUAAUCACAAUGUUGCUGCCGCCGACCAUCAUCAUCAUCAUCAUCAUCACCAGCAGCAGCAGCAACAGCAGACGCCGCAUCAGCAGACGCCUCAUCACAACUCGUCGCAUCAGCACAGCAAUGGCAGUGGACGGAAGCGGACCAAACGCACACCGCUCAGCGCUGGAUCUGUUGGUGGUCGACGUGCAGCGAAACGUGUCAAGCAGCAAGGAACACCAGCAAUGGUGCUGGCGAAGCAACAGCCGACACCGCUACCAUUGCCACCGAUACCCACACUGAAAAUACGACCCGCUUUGUUGCCCGCUGCGAGCGCCAUUAACAGCGACAGCAGCGAUAGCAGCUCCGAUGAUGAUGCCGAAAUAAAUGUGACAAGUUUGCUGGCAACGCCGACAGCAACGCGGGCACCGCCUACACAACCACAAUCGUCAUCAUCCAUGCCGACUGUGUUGCAAGCAGCCCCAAUCGUACCGUUGCCAACGCCACCACCACCGCCGCCGCCAGCAACGACUGCCUUCAAUCAACCCAUUCCGCCAGCGCUGCUGCCCAAUCCGGAUUUUGCAACGUUGCAAUACUUUAAGGCGAACAAUAUUCGAUAUCCGAUCAGGCCACCGGCGGGUGCUCGGCUGGCGCGUGAAGGUGAAUCGGUAUACUGCUAUUGUCGCUGUCCCUACGACGAGGUGUCCGAGAUGAUUGCUUGCGAUGGUCAGAACUGUCUCAUCGAGUGGUUUCACUUCGAAUGCGUUGGAAUUAUGGUUGCGCCGCAGGGCAAAUGGUUCUGUGCCGAGUGCCGGCCCAAAUACUCGGAGGGACUCUAUCCCGGCCAACUGAAGGCCAAGUGAAGUGUUUUAGAUUUACUUAUCGACUUAUCCUAAAUAUUAAACCAUAACAAAAAAAAACAAAAAACAACAAAAAACAACAACAACACCCACUACAGAAUGGAUUACGCUUAUUAAAUGUUUAAAAAAAAAUAUUAAAAAAAUGUUCGUUGUUUUCACAACUUUGGAUUAAAAAAAUGAAAUCUAUAAAAAAAAAAUAAACAAUGAAAAGUUAAUUACAUUUAAAUUAAGCUAAGUGAGAAGUUAGAAUAUGUGUGGAGUAAUACAUAUAUCUAUAUAUAUACAUAUAUACAAAUAUAUGAUUAUGAAUAUAUGAAGUCCAGGCUCAAAGACGACUUGGCUACGGCAUAAACUAAGUUAAUUUUAAAUAUAUCUAUUAUCAUAAUACACAUUACACAUGAAUGUAUAUUCGUAUAUUUGUAAUCUAAUGGAAUAUAUAUAUAUUGUAAAUAUGUGAGAAAUUCGUGCAUGAAACCCAUUCGAAAUUAUGGGUACUACUCUAUAUAUAUAUAUAUAUAUACAUACAUAUACGUACAUAUAUAUAUAUAUGUAAUUAGUUAGCUCAUGCAAGAUCUAUAUCUAAACGUUUAGAUUUAAUUCUCAACCCCAGCAUCAGUAGUUAUGAUGAUGUUUAUGAUAAACUUUAAUGACUAUCGUUAGCUAUAUAUAUGUGUAAAAAAAAACAACAACAAAAAAUCUAACGUCAAAUUCGAAUUUCAGUCGAGAUGCGAAAAAUAAACAUUCAGUAAGUGAACCA
Molecule: messenger RNA, 7070 nt
Organism: Drosophila grimshawi
Lineage: Eukaryota; Metazoa; Arthropoda; Insecta; Diptera; Drosophilidae
Gene: MESR4
Exons: 4
Coding region: 143-6316 (2057 amino acids)
Source: RefSeq, a predicted model, not a curated record